UCCUCUGCACUUCUAUCUCAGCCCUGCAUAGAAGAAAAAGGGGGAACCGAGGAUUGCUGUGUUGCGCGACCUGAAAAUUCUUCACCUGUUUUUCGUGCAAAAACCCCCAGCGCUCCGCUGUGUCGCCACAGAAAACGCUUUGUUUUUUAAAGAUUGAUGGCUUGCUUUUCAAGUGAUGACAACAGCGCUGAUGUUUUCCACCGGCUGUGAUUCGGGAUCAGGCUGAAGGAAGAAGCACCGAGGCGCCGGCGCGCUCCAUCCACCGCUCGCCGUCUUCCUCGCGCUCCCAGCGGCUGCACGCCCGCUGAUGCUCGGCCUCUCCGCACGGAUGUGCCACGCUCCACUGCUGAAUAGCCCGUUCCUGGUGUCGCCGGAGAGAGGUCUAGGGACCACCUAUGGAAACUGGGGAUCAGAAUUUUAGGAAAAAGGAAAACUAAUCCGGCUUUUUUAAUUUAACAUUUGGCCCUGGUUUGGAGAGAAGGGGGUGUCGUCCCUGGUUGGUUUUGAAUCCGGCUCUUUCUGUUCGAGAGUGGCUGGUUGUCAUGGUACUGGCUGAUUAUUUAUCAUCCUGUCCUUGACUUUUCUUUAGGGGGGAGUGAUUGACUUGCUGCUGGAUUGAAUCAUUUCUGCCUUUCUCCCCUUCUGUCUUUUCAUUUCUUACACCAGACUCCAUAAUCCACCGAUGCACUUGGCUACACCAAGUUAGUCAUCCAGAAUCGUGUCAUCAUCUGUCGGGAAUCUCUGCUUUGGCUUCUCCCCCAUUUAAGUCCAGGCCACAUUUUCUUUCUUUUUUUUUUCCUGUUUUUUUAAAGAAAGAAAUCAGGCCGCGUAACUGUGCUAGUGUUAACAGCCCCCCUCCCCUCCGCCUCCCCUUUUCGGUAUGAAUUAAUUCGCACUGUGUGCAUGUGUGCAUGCUUGCCGCGUGUGCAGGUGUGUGUGAGAGUGAAAGUUCUGGCCCGAACUGUGCUGGCGGAUAACAGUGUGAUCCGGAAGAUUAUCGUGCUGUGAAAGAGAUUACUGUGAAUCUUUCAUAAUUUUCUAAAGAUUUUUAAAGUGUUGCCGGAAGACUUGAUCCCAGAACAAGUGGGAUCAAAGUUUGCGCCAGCUUGACUCAAGAAUUCCGAAAGCUUUGUCUGCGAACUUUGUUGUCAGGCCAGUUUGUUUGGUCAGGAAAUCCAAACAGCUCCCGGCAUCAAACCCUGAAAACAAACUUGUGAUUAUUUUUGUAGCUGGCUUGCUGCCCCCUCCAAAAACCAACCAUACGAUUUCCCCCGAGCUCCCCUAAUUCCCCCGCCCCCCCAGCGGCCCCCCGCUACCGUCGUCCACCCGACGCAGCCCACCCCCCGUUUUCCGAGCUGGCGUGGCGACGCAAACUCACAAAUAUUUACUUCCUGUACAUCAAGAGGAAAGGGGGCCCCCCUUUCGUGGAAUGCGGCAACAUGGGCGUGUUUGACCGCGGAGUUCAGAUGCUGCUAACCACGGUGGGGGCCUUCGCUGCCUUCAGUCUCAUGACCAUUGCCGUGGGGACAGACUACUGGCUGUAUUCACGUGGCGUCUGCAAAAUCAAGAGCACCAACGAGAACGAGACCAGCAAGAAAAACGAGGAGGUUAUGACACACUCUGGCCUGUGGAGGACUUGCUGUCUGGAAGGUUCCUUUAAAGGGAUGUGCAAGCAGAUCGAUCACUUCCCAGAAGACGCCGACUACGAGGCUGACGCUUCAGAGUACUUCUUACGGGCUGUGCGCGCAUCCAGCAUCUUCCCCAUCCUGAGUGUGAUCCUGCUCUUCAUGGGAGGCCUCUGCAUUGCUGCCAGUGAGUUCUACAAGUCACGCCACAACAUCAUCCUCAGCGCUGGCAUCCUCUUUGUAUCUGCAGGCUUGAGCAACAUCAUCGGAAUCAUUGUGUACAUAUCAGCCAACGCAGGGGACCCAUCCAAAAGUGACUCCAAGAAGAACAGCUACUCCUACGGCUGGUCCUUCUACUUUGGUGCUCUCUCUUUUAUCAUGGCCGAAAUGGUGGGCGUGUUGGCCGUGCACAUGUUCAUCGACCGCCAUCGAGAGCUGCGUGUGGGGGCACGAGCCGCCGACUACCUCCAAGGGGCAGCCAUCACGCGCAUCCCGAGCUACCGCUACCGCUACAGGCGUCGCUCACGCUCCUCGUCCCGCUCCACGGAUCCCUCGCACUCGCGGGAGGCUUCGCCCGUGGGGCUCAAGGCGUUCGGGGUGCUUCCGUCCACCGAGCUGUCCAUGUACACACUGCCCAAGGGCCAGACGGGGACGCCCACAGCCACUUAUAACUCCACGGAGAGGGACCACAACUUCCUGCAGGUCCACAACUGCAUCCAGAAGGAUCUGAAAGACUCUGGCAGCCACAGUAACACCGCCAACCGCCGCACCACCCCGGUAUGAAACUGACGGACCCCAGUUACCUCGAGCGAAUCAAGGGGGAGACAGAACGGACACAGGAUGGAUGAGGAAGCUCCGCAGGAUCUUGGAGGAUCUAUAAAAAAGAAACAUGCAUGAUUUUCCCAUCCACCAUUGUUUCAUGAGUUUGUUUGUAAAGACCGGGGGGGUGGGGGAAGUCGGGACGGAGGGAGGGGCGGCUGACCUGUCUGAAGGGAACUAUAUUUUUCAGUCUUCCCCAGCUAGAAAAAGAAAGGAGGGUGGAUUUCACCCUCCCUUCGCCGAGCCUAUGAUCCCACCCUCUGAUCCUCAAAAGCCCUGUGACCCCCCACCAUCUUUUCAUUUUCUCAUUUUAUUCUUUUUGAAAAUCAAUACUGUGAAUCAAUGCGGUGUGAGAUUUUACCAUGGUUCAGGCCGCCAAAAAAAAAAUUUAAUAUAUGUAUUAAUUCUAUAUAAAUAUAUAUGUUAAUAACUCAUGACAAGACCUCCCUGGCGCAAAAACAACUCCGAGAAAAAUAAAGUGAGGGGCUUCAGCAUACUUGAUAAACCAGUUACUAUUAUCGCGUUGUUUAAAAAUAAAAGAAAAACAAAAACCUUUUGGCCUUUUCGCCAGAACAUCCAGCAGACAUCCUUGUUCCAGGACAGUAGACGAGUGAACUCUGGGUGAUGGAGGAUCUCAAACUGUCCACUAUGAAGCGCCGCUACUGCCAAAGACACAAAGUAGCGCAUGCAAGAACUUGGCGACUCCGAGGAGAAAAAAAAAAAGAAAAGACAAUUCAUGCAUGCUAAUCAAAAACCAUCCGAUCUGCUUUUAAGGAACUUGAAAAAUGAAACCAUGUAAGGGGCAAGUGUGCGUGGCAAUGUAGAAUUUAAUGUAACAGUACUGUGUCUCUUUCGUUUUUCUUUUUUUUUUUUUUUUUUACUGGGGAGGGGCUUCAUUACGCUUUGGAGGGGAAGAAAUCUUGCUUUUCAUAUAUUCUUUACGUUUUUUCACACGGCCUUAGUCGACAUUUGUUUGUCUCAUAUGAUUUCUUGUUCUUUAUGUUGUUGUAAAUGAGAAUUUGAAAAAAAAAGAAAAAAAAAGCGUAAUGUCUUUCAAGGUGCCAAAACUGAAUGAUUCUGAACUUGGAUGCAUCAAGUCCUGAUGAUUAAAAAGUCGAACCCCCCCUGCAGGGAACA
Messenger RNA from Synchiropus splendidus (mandarinfish), 3581 nucleotides. Its product is annotated as voltage-dependent calcium channel gamma-2 subunit-like. Gene Ontology annotation, cellular component: voltage-gated calcium channel complex; postsynaptic density membrane; AMPA glutamate receptor complex. The record is from RefSeq and is a predicted model, not a curated record. The transcript is spliced from 4 exons. Gene Ontology annotation, biological process: neurotransmitter receptor transport, postsynaptic endosome to lysosome; neurotransmitter receptor internalization; positive regulation of synaptic transmission, glutamatergic. Gene Ontology annotation, molecular function: voltage-gated calcium channel activity; channel regulator activity. Lineage: Eukaryota; Metazoa; Chordata; Actinopteri; Syngnathiformes; Callionymidae. Bases 1440 to 2408 code for a protein of 322 amino acids.